CGCAGAAGCACCGCGUCGUUGCGUGUUGUCGGUGGUGGCUUUUAGAGUCUGGGCAGACUCAUCAACAGCCAUGGCUGAAGGCGGAGAAGGGGAAGAUGAAAUUCAGUUCUUACGAACUGAUGACGAGGUGGUGCUCCAGUGUGUUGCUACCAUUCAGAAGGAGAACCGCAAAUUCUGCCUCUCUGCUGAGGGCCUCGGAAAUCGACUGUGCUACCUAGAACCAACCUCAGAAGCCAAGUAUGUUCCUCCUGAUUUGUGCAUCUGUACGUUUGUGCUGGAGCAGUCACUCUCUGUGCGGGCCCUGCAGGAAAUGCUGGCUACCGUAGUACAGAAUGGUGAAGGGAGGUUUUUAAGGCGGGCAGGGCAGGGCGGUGGACAUCGGACACUGCUGUACGGUCACGCCAUCCUACUGAGACAUUCCUUUAGUGGAAUGUACUUGGCCUGUUUAAAGACGUCACGGUCUCUGACUGAUAAGCUGUCAUUUGACGUUGGCUUACAAGAGGAAUCCACAGGGGAAGCUUGUUGGUGGACCAUCCACCCGGCCUCGAAGCAGAGGUCUGAGGGUGAGAAGGUUCGUAUUGGUGAUGAUCUCAUCUUGGUCAGUGUGUCUUCAGAGAGGUAUUUGCACCUGUCUAUCUCCAAUGGAAAUAUCCAAGUGGAUGCUUCUUUCAUGCAAACACUGUGGAAUGUGCAGCCUACCUGCUCUGGCAGCAAUGUGGCAGUGGGAUAUUUAUUGGGAGGACAAGUGAUGCGCUUGUUCCGUGGGCAUGAUGAGAGCCUCACCAUACCAGGAUCUGACAAAUCUGAAGAGCAGCAGAGGAUAGUGAACUAUGAGGCUGGGAAGGGUGGGUCCCGGGCCAGGUCUCUGUGGAGGGUGGAGCCACUUCGCAUAAGCUGGAGUGGAAGCCACAUUCGGUGGGGUCAGCCCUUCCGCUUGCGCCACCUGUCCACUGGUCAUUACCUGGGCCAGACGGAUGACCGCGGCCUGGUGCUGCUCGACAGAGAGAAGUCCGACACCACUGCUACCGCCUUCUGCUUCAGGCCAAGCAAGGAGAAAGUGGACUCUGGGCCAAAGCGGGACAUCGACGGCAUGGGGGUGGCGGAGAUCAAGUACGGCGACUCGGUCUGCUUCAUCAUGCAUGCUGCCACGGGCCUGUGGCUGUCCUACCAGGCACCCGACGCAAAAUCUUCCCGCUUGGGGCCACUGAAGAGAAGGGCCUUCCUUUACCCAGAGGGCCACAUGGACGACGGCGUCAUCCUACAGCUCUGCCAGCAUGAGGAAUCCAGAGCGGCCCGCAUCAUCCGCAACACCACACACCUUUUCACCCAGUUCAUCAGAGGCCUGGACGAACUGAAGGGUGAGAAGGCCUCUGAGGUGAAUCUGCCCGUGGUUGAGGUCCUGCAGAACCUCAACGACCUCAUUACCUACUUUCAGCAGCCCGACUCAGAACUGGAUCAUGAGGAGAAGCAGAGGCAGCUCCGCUCGCUCAUCAAACGGCAGGACCUCUUCAAAGAGGAGGGAAUGCUCACACUGCUCUCGAUCUGCAUUGACCGCCUCAACGUGUACAACAGUGCUGCAGAGUUUGAGGAGGUGGCAGGCGAGGAGGCAGGGGAGGCCUGGAAGGACAUUCUCAACCUCCUUUAUGAGCUGCUGGCUGCCCUGAUCCGAGGAAAUAGGCCCAACUGCACUCAGUUCUCCCGCAGACUGGACUGGUUGGUCAGCAAAUUGGAGCGUCUGGAGUCAUCCUCAGGCAUCCUCGAGGCACUGCACUGCAUCCUAACCGAGAGUCCCGAGGCUCUGAAUAUCAUCCAGAAGGACCACAUCAAGUCCAUCAUCUCCCUGCUCUACAAGCAUGGCCGUAACCACAAGAUUCUGGAUAUCCUCUGUUCUCUCUGCGUCUGCAAUGGAGUGGCAGUCAGAGCCAAUCAGAACUUCAUCUGUGAUCACCUGCUUCCUAGGAGGGAUCUGCUUCUCCAAACAAGAUUAGUCAAUGAUGUGCAGAGCAUGAGACCAAACAUCUACCUGGGCAUGAGUGAGGGUUCGGCUCAGUAUAAGAAGUGGUACUUUGAGCUGAUGAUUGACCAAGUGGACCACUUCAUGACUGGAGAGGCCACGCACCUCCGUGUAGGCUGGGCCACCACCAAAGGCUAUGCCCCCUACCCUGGAGGUGGUGAGGGCUGGGGAGGCAAUGGAGUGGGCGAUGAUCUCUACUCCUAUGGCUUCGAUGGGCUGCAUCUCUGGUCAGGGCGAAUCCCACGAGCUGUGGCCUCUAUUAACCAGCACCUGCUGAACCCGGAUGAUGUGGUGAGCUGCUGCCUGGACCUCGGUGCCCCCAGCAUGUCCUUUCGCAUCAAUGGGCAGCCUGUCCAGGGCAUGUUCGAGGACUUCAACACGGACGGCUUCUUCUUCCCCGUGGUCAGCUUCUCGGCAGGGGUCAAGGUUCGCUUUCUGUUGGGGGGUCGCCACGGAGACUUUAAGUUCCUGCCGCCAGCAGGCUAUGCACCCUGUUAUGAGGCCCUGCUCCCAAAAGAGAAGAUGCGUGUGGAGCCUGUGAAGGAGUAUAAGAGAGAUGCUGAGGGUGUGAGGGACCUGCUGGGGACCACCCAGUUUCUUUCUCAGGCGUCCUUCAUCCCCAUACCUGUCAAUACCAGCCAGAUUGUCCUGCCUCCACAUCUUGACAAUGUGCGUGACAAGCUGGCUGAGAACAUCCAUGAACUCUGGGGUAUGAACAAAAUUGAGCUUGGCUGGAUCUAUGGCAAGGUACGAGAUGACAACAAAAGACAGCACCCUUGCCUGGUUGACUUCUCCAAGCUGCCUGAAACUGAAAAGAAUUAUAACCUGCAGAUGUCAACAGAGACCAUAAAGACCUUACUAUCUUUGGGAUGCCAUGUUGUACAAGUCAAUGUUAAUGCUGAGGAUGAUCUGAAGAAACUGAAACUUCCCAAGGACUAUGUGAUGUCAAAUGGUUAUAAACCUUCGCCACUAGACCUUUCUGAUGUGAAACUGACAUCUGGUCAGGAGGUUCUGGUUGAUAAACUGGCUGAAAAUGCUCACAACGUUUGGGCCAAAGAUCGCAUCAAGCAAGGAUGGACCUAUGGUAUUCAGCAGGAUUUGAAAAGCAGGCGCAAUCCUCGGCUGGUGCCAUAUGCUUUGUUAGAUGAACGCACAAAGAAGUCCAACCGAGACAGUCUUCGGGAGGCCAUCCGAACACUGGUCGGCUAUGGAUACAAUAUAGACCCUCCUGACCAAGAGGCUGCCCAUGUGGUGGAGAAGCAGAGUGUUGAAAACAUUCGCUUCUUCCGUGUGGAGAAGACCUACGCAGUGCAGUCAGGGAAGUGGUAUUUUGAGUUUGAGGCUGUGACGGGAGGGGAAAUGUGUGUGGGCUGGGCCCGGCCUGGCUGCAGACCUAACGUGGAGCUAGGCAUGGAUGAUCAGGCUUACGUAUUUGAUGGUUACAGAGGCCGCCGCGUACACAUGGGCAGUCACUUUUUUGGGCGGACUUGGAACAAAGGCGAUGUGGUGGGGUGCAUGAUUAACAUGGAGGACAAAUCCAUGAUCUUCACUCUCAAUGGGGAGAUCCUCAUCACCAAUAAAGGCUCAGAGCUCUGCUUCACGGACUUUGAGACUGAAGAUGGAUUCAUCCCUGUCUGCAGCCUGGGACUUUCCCAGAUUGGCCGCAUGAACUUGGGCAAAGACGCCAGCACCUUUAAGUACUACACCAUGUGUGGCCUGCAGGAGGGCUUUGAGCCUUUUGCUGUCAACAUGAACAGAGAGGUCACCAUGUGGUUCAGCAAACGCCUUCCCACGUUUGUCAAUGUGCCAGAGGACCACGAGCACAUUGAGGUGACAAGGAUCGAUGGCACAGUGGACACCCCACCGUGUCUGAAGGUCACCCAUAAGACCUUUGGGACGCAGGCGAGCAACAGCGACAUGAUCUACUGCCGCCUGAGCAUGCCUGUAGAGUUUUAUCCAGGUCCCAGGAAAAUCACAAACAUCAAUGAGGUGAUCGCUGAUGACCAAAAAUCCAAGAAAGAUGACAGUGGAAAGAUAGAUUAUGGGAGCAUUACAAAGUAUUUCCAUUCAGUGAGAGUGUUUGCAGGCCAGGACCCUGCCUCAGUGUGGGUGGGCUGGGUCACCCCAGACUACCACUACUACAGCAAGAACUUCAAUCUCAGCAAAGUCCGCACAGUGACCGUCACUCUGGGGGAUGAGCGGGGUCGCGUGCAUGAGAGUGUGAGGAGGAGUAAUUGCUACAUGGUGUGUGUUGGAGACAUAACCAGUGGCUCUUCUGGACGCAAUAAUAUUGAUCUGGAAAUCGGUUGCCACAUUGACCUGGUGUCUGGCCUAGUCUCAUUCACUGCCAAUGGCAAGGAGCUGCCCACUGUAUAUCAGGUUGAGUCCAACACAAAACUGUUCCCUGCCGUAUUUGUUCUGCCCACAAGCCCCAACCUGUUUCAGUUUGAAUUUCCAAAGAUCCAGGACGCCAUGCCCCUGUCUUCAGCCAUCUUCAAGAGUUUGCAAAGAAACCCAGAGCCCCAGUGCCCACCACGUCUGGAUGUGCAGACCAUUGCAGCUGUUCUGUGGAGCAGGAUGCCCAACUCCUUCCUGUCAGUGGAGGCUGCCCGUGUCAGUGAGAGGCAUGGCUGGGUGGUGCAGUGUUUGGAGCCGCUGCAGAUGAUGGCAGUACACAUUCCUGAAGAAAACAGGUGCAUAGACAUCAUGGAGCUAUCAGAGAACGAAGGCCUGCGGCAAUUCCACUACCAUACCCUCAAGCUCUACUGUGCCUUGUGUGCUCUGGGAAACACUCGUGUGGCCCAUGCCCUCUGCAGCCACCUUGACCAAUCACAGCUCCUCUACACCAUUGACAACCAGUACCUGUCUGGGCAGCUGCGGGAGGGCUUCUAUAACAUGCUUAUCAGCAUCCACCUGGAGACAGCCAAGGAGGCACGCCUCAUGAUGAAGGACGAGUUCAUCAUCCCCAUCACAGACGAGACUUGUGGCAUCCGGCUCUUCUGUGAUGACAACAAGCGUCACUCACUCCCGGGUGUGGGUCUGAGCACGUCACUCGUGCCCCAUCUCAACUUCGCUCCACAGUGCUUCAUCAGAACCAAACGGGAGUUCCGCUACAGCCCUGAGAUCCCACUGGGCAUCCUCAAGGAGAAGGCCAUCAGCAUGCUCACGGAGGCAGUGCAGGGCGGCGGCACCCACAUCCGUGACCCCGUAGGGGGCAGCGUGGAGUACCAGUUUGUUCCCAUCCUCAAACUGAUCGACACGCUGCUGAUCAUGGGAGCGUUGAGCAGUGAAGAGGUCCGUCUCAUCCUGCUCCUCAUCGAGCCCAACGUGUUUGGGGAUGGCAAGGAGGAAGAGGUGCAGCCGGCAGCGGUGCAGGAGGUGGUGGAGAAGGAGAAAGAGGAGGCAAGCUGUAAUGAGGAGAAGGCUGUAGAGGCAGGGGAGGAAGAGACCAAGGAGCCAAAGCAGCCACCCAAGGGACUUCUGCAGAAGAGCCUGCCGGAGUCUGUCAAACGUCAGAUGUGUGAACUACUGCACUAUUUCUGCGACUGUGAGCUGAAACAGCGCAUCGAGGCCAUUGUUGCCUUCUCUGAUGGCUUUGUGGCCAAACUGCAGUACAACCAGAAAUUCCGCUACAAUGAACUCAUGCAAGCCCUCAACAUGUCUGCCGCUGUCACAGCAAAGAAGACUAAGGAAUUCCGUUCUCCUCCCCAAGAGCAGAUUAACAUGCUGCUGAACUUCAGUGCUGGGGAUGACUGCCCCUGCCCUGAGGAGAUCCAAGAAGAGCUUCACACCUUCCACGAUGACCUGAGACUGCACUGUGGAAUUCCCAUGGAGGAGGAAGAGGAGGAGCAGGAUACAUCUAUCAAGGGUCGUCUGCUCACCCUCUUAUACAAAAUCAAAGGGCGUCCACAGAAAACUGAGGAACAACCAUCAGAGCAAGAGCAGGCAGCUCCAACCAACCUGAAGGAGCUGAUCUCCCAGACGAUGGUGAGCUGGGCGCAGGAGUGUAGCAUCCAGGAUCCGGAGCUGGUGCGCAGCAUGUUCAGCCUGCUGCGCCGGCAGUAUGAUGGCAUCGGCGAGCUCCUGCGCGCCAUGCGCAAGAGCUACACCAUCAGUGCCAGGUCCGUGCAGGAUGCCAUCCACCUGCUGGCCUCACUGGGCCAGAUUCGCUCAUUGCUCAGCGUGCGCAUGGGUGAGGAGGAGGGACAGCUCAUGAUCGAUGGACUGGGGGACAUCAUGAACAACAAAGUGUUCUAUCAGCAUCCAAAUCUGAUGCGUGUUCUGGGCAUGCAUGAGACCGUCAUGCAGGUCAUGGUGAACGUACUCGGGGGUGACAAGUCUAAGGAGGUUGCAUUCCCUAAAAUGGUCGCCAGUUGCUGCCGUUUCCUGUGUUACUUCUGCCGUAUCAGCCGUGAGAAUCAGAAAGCCAUGUUUGAGCACCUGAGCUAUCUAUUAGAGAACAGCAGCGUGGGACUGGCUUGUCCGGCCAUGAGGGGCUCGACUCCACUGGACGUGGCUGCUUCGUCAGUGAUGGACAACAAUAGUCUGGCCCUGGCUUUAGAGGAGCCAGACCUGGAAAAGGUAGUGACAUACUUGGCUGGUUGUGGACUGCAGAGCUGCCCGAUGCUGAUAGUCAAAGGAUACCCUGACAUCGGAUGGAACCCCAUCGAAGGAGAGCGCUAUCUGUCCUUCCUCCGAUUUGCUGUCUUUGUCAAUGGUGAGAGUGUGGAGGAGAACGCCAAUGUGGUGGUAAAACUGCUCAUCAGGCGUCCCGAGUGCUUCGGCCCAGCUCUGAGAGGAGAGGGGGGCCAGGGCCUACUGGCUGCCAUGCAGGAGGCUAUUAAAAUCUCUGAGGAUCCCACCCUGGACCUGCCCAGCCUUCCUGAGGGAGGAGUAUCUGCGGCUGGAGAGGAAGGUGAGGAGGAGGAGAUGGCACACAUGGGCAACUCCAUUAUGUCCUUCUACUCAGCUCUCAUUGACCUGCUGGGACGAUGCGCCCCAGAGAUGCAUUUAAUCAACGCAGGGAAGGGUGAAGCUCUGCGUAUCCGUGCCAUUCUACGCUCUCUGGUGCCCACCAAAGACCUGGUGGGCAUCAUCAGCAUACCUCUCAAACUGCCAGUGGUCAACAAAGAUGGCAGCGUGACGGAGCCAGACAUGAAUGCUAGCUUCUGUCCCGAGCACAAGGCGCCUAUGGUGCUCUUCCUGGACCGCGUCUAUGGUAUCGAGGACCAAAGCUUCCUGUUGAACCUGCUGGAGGUGGGCUUCCUGCCUGACCUGCGUGCCUCCGCCUCGUUGGACACGGAGGUGCUAAGCACCACAGAGACAGCCCUGGCCAUGAACCGGUACAUUGGCUCAGCUGUGCUCCCACUGCUGACCCGCUGCGCCUCUCUCUUCACCCAUACUGAGCACUAUGCCAUGCUCGUGGACUCCACCCUCCACACUAUCUACAGGCUGUCCAAGGGCCGUUCGCUUACCAAGGCCCAGAGGGACUCCAUCGAGGAGUGCUUGCUUGCCAUCUGCAGGCACCUGCGGCCCUCCAUGCUCCAGCAACUCCUGCGUCGCCUGGUCUUUGAUGUGCCACAGCUCACAGAGUACUGCAAAAUGCCCAUCAAGCUUUUGACCAAUCACUAUGAGCAGAAUUGGAAAUAUUACUGCCUGCCUUCAGGCCUGGGCAGCUAUGGCAUGGCCUCUGAGGAGGAGCUCCACCUCACAAAAAAACUUUUCUGGGGCCUUUUCGACGCACUCUCUCAGAAGAAAUAUGAUGCAGAGCUGUUCAAGAUGGCCAUGCCUUGCCUGAGUGCCAUAGCUGGAGCCCUCCCACCUGACUAUGUAGACAUGAGUCCAGGCUCUACUCUGGUUAAGCAGGUCUCUGUGGACGCUGAGGGCAACUUUGACCCCAAGCCCAUCAGCACAGCCAACAUCUCCCUGCCUGAAAAACUGGAUUACAUUUCUAACAAGUAUGCUGAGCACUGCCACGAGAAAUGGUCACAAGAAAAGCUUGCACUAGGCUGGACAGCAGGGGAGAAGGUGGAUGACCAAGCCAAAACCCACCCUCUACUGAAACCGUACAAAGCACUCAGUGAAAAGGAAAGGGAGACCUACCGAUACCCGAUCAAGGAGUCCCUGAAGAGCAUGCUGGCAUUAGGCUGGAACAUUGAGAGGACCAAAGAGGGAGAGGCCAUGUUCCAUCAGCGGGAGACAGAGAAACAGCACAAGAUCUCAGAGUCUUCGCAGGGAGAUGGAUUUACUCCAACUCCUGUGGAUUUAGAUAACGUAAUCCUCUCGAGAGAGUUACAGGGCAUGGUAGAGAUUGUAGCAGAGAAUUACCACAAUAUUUGGGCAAAGAAGAAGAAACUGGAACUAAAUAGCAAAGGAGGUGGAACUCACCCACUGCUGGUGCCAUAUGACACUCUGACAGCUAAAGAAAAGUUCAGAGACCGGGAGAAGGCUCAGGAGCUCUUUAAAUUUCUGCAACUCAAUGGAUAUGCAAUAAGAAGAGGACUGAAGGAUAUGGAACAGGAUUCCUCGUCUAUGGAAAAGAGGAUUGCCUACAAGUUCCUUAAGCGGCUGCUAGGUUAUGUAGAUUCUGCCCAGGAAUUCAUAGCCCAUCUUGAGGCGAUGGCAACCAGUGGGAAAACAGACAAAUCUCCUCAUGAACAAGAGAUUAAGUUCUUUGCAAAGGUCCUGCUGCCUUUGAUUGAUCAGUACUUUAAGAACCACUGCCUGUACUUCCUGUCCUCUCCCAGUAUUAACCUGAGCAGCAGUGGGUAUGCCUCCAACAAAGAGAAGGAGAUGAUUACCAGUCUCUUCUGUAAGUUGGCCUCUCUUGUCAGACACAGAAUUUCUCUCUUUGGGAGUGACUCUGCCACAAUGGUGAGCUGUCUACACAUCUUGGCACAUUCACUGGACUUCAGGACAGUGAUGAAGUCUGGCUCAGAGCUCGUGAAGGCUGGAGUCAGGACAUUCUUUGAGAAUGCAGCAGAAGACCUGGAGAAGACCGUGGAGAACCUGAAGUUGGGCAAAUUGGGCCAGUCGCGCACACAGAUGAAAGGAGUAGCUCAGAUCAUCAACUACACCUCAGUGGCCCUGCUUCCCAUUCUUACAGCUCUCUUCCAGCACAUCACCCAGCACCAGUUUGGGGUGGACCUGCUGCUGGAUGAUGUUCAACUGUCAUGCUAUCGCAUUCUGACCAGCCUCUACUCUCUGGGAACCGGCAAGAACAUCUAUGUUGAAAAACAGCUUCCUGCACUGGGUGAGUGCUUGGCCACCCUGGUGGGAGCCAUGCCAGUAGCCUUCCUGGAACCUCAUCUGAACAUGCACAACCCUUGCUCUGUCUUCAACACUAAGACAUCUCGAGAGAGAGCAAUUCUGAGCAUGCCCGACACGGUGGAGGAGAUGUGUCCUGAAAUGCCCCGCCUGGAUGGCCUGAUGAAGGACAUUCAUGAUGUCUCUGAGUCUGGGGCACGCUACACUGAAAUGCCACACGUCAUUGAGGUCAUCCUGCCUAUGCUGUGUAAUUAUCUUUCUUACUGGUGGGCUAAAGGCCCUGAGAACACAGUGGAUGGUGUAAGCUGCUGUACCACGGUCACGUCUGAGCACCUCAGCCUCAUCCUUGGCAACAUUGUUAAAAUUCUCAACAACAACCUGGGCAUCGAUGAAGCUUCCUGGAUGAAGCGGAUUGCAGUGUACACCCAGCCAAUAAUUAGCAAGGCGGGCGUGGACCUUCUACGAAGCCACUUCCUUCCCACACUGGAGAAGCUGAAGAAGAAGACAGUAAAGGUGGCUGCUGAAGAGGAGCUGCUGAGGGCAGAUAGCAGGGCUGAUACCCAGGAGGCCGAGCUGCAGAUUCUGGAUGAGUUUGCUGUCCUCUGCAGGGACUUAUAUGCCUUUUAUCCAAUGCUAAUCCGCUAUGUGGACAACCACAGGUCAAAAUGGCUGAAGAACCCUGAUGCUGAUUCAACAGAGCUCUUCAAAAUGGUGUCAGAGAUUUUCAUCCUCUGGUGUAAAUCUCAUAAUUUCAAAAGGGAAGAGCAAAACUUUGUGGUGCAAAAUGAAAUCAGCAAUCUAGCCUUCCUCACUGGGGAUUGCAAGACCAAAAUGUCAAAGUCAGGAGGCCAGGACCAGGAGAGGAGAGGGAAGAAGAAGAGAAGAGAACUGUACUCUGUUCAGACGUCCCUGAUUGUAGCAGCCCACAAGAAGAUGCUGCCCAUCGGCCUGAACAUGUGCACCCCUGGAGACCAGGAGCUUAUCUCUCUGGCCAAGAUCCGCUACAGUCUGAAAGAUACCGAUGAGGAGGUAAAGGAUCACCUGAGGCAGAACCUCCAUCUUCAGGAGAAGACGGAAGACCCAGCGGUUCAGUGGCAGCUGAAUCUCUACAGGGAUGUGGUGGUAAAGAGUGGUGCUCCAGAUCCAGAACGCUCACUUGAGAGGCUCCAGCGCAUCUCAGCCGCCGUCUUCCACCUGGAGCAGGUGGAGCAGCCACUGAGAAAUAAGAAGUUGGUAUGGCAGAAGCUGUUGUCCAAACAGCGCAAGCGUGCUGUGGUUGCCUGCUUUCGUAUGGCGCCAUUAUAUAACCUCCCUAGGCAUCGCUCUAUUAACCUCUUCCUCACGGGCUAUCAGAAACUCUGGAUAGUAGCAGAGGAGUACUCCUUUGAGGAGAAGCUAGUGCAGGACCUGGCAGUAAGUAUCGGGCUGGCCCUGGUGCUGCCCUGUGUGCCGUGUGUGCCCGCUGGCGUCCUGUCUGUCGCUGUUUGCCCCGCGGCCAGCACCUUGCCCACCGAAAAGCGGGAACGCAUCCCUGCCCGCCUCGUGUCCGCAUCCUGGCCCGUGUUUGGCUCCUCUGGUUGCGUGGCGUACUACAGACAGAGGUGCAGCAGACAGGCCCUGCAUGAGUUUCGCCUGAGCCUCCGGCCCCACCACCUCUCUAGAGCAGUCUGUCUCAGCUCAGCCAUGAAAACCCCCAUGGUUGUGGAAAAGGACGAGGAAGAGACAGAGGCCGAGGUUCAGCCUGACCCUCUAAACCAGCUCAUCCUCCAUUUUAGCCAUAAUGCCCUCACGGAGAGAAGUUUCCUGGAGGAAGAUCCCUUGUAUAUUGCAUAUGCAGAUAUGAUGGCAAAGAGCUGUGCCGAAGAUGAAGAGGAGGAAGAGGAAGGAAAGGAAAAAACAUUUGAAGAGAAAGAGAUGGAGAAGCAGAAGACCUUGUACCAGCAGGCCAGGCUGCAUGCCAGAGGAGCAGCGGAGAUGGUGCUGCAGAUGAUCAGUGCCAGCAAGGGUCGACUAGGCCCCAUGGUGACUUGCACUCUAAAACUGGGAAUUUCUAUUCUCAAUGGAGGCAAUGUGGCUGUUCAGCAGAAAAUGCUGGACUACCUGAAAGAAAAAAGAGAUGCUGGGUUUUUCAAAAGUUUAUCUGGACUAAUGCAGUCUUGCAGUGUACUGGACUUGAAUGCAUUUGAGAGACAAAAAAAGGCAGAGAGCCUUGGAAUGGUGACUGAAGAAGGAUCGGUCAACGUGAGUGAGCGGGGUUCCAAAGUACUACAAAAUGAUGAAUUUACGAAGGAUUUAUUUAGGUUUUUGCAGCUUCUGUGUGAGGGCCACAAUAAUGAUUUCCAAAACUUCCUGAGAACUCAGACAGGAAAUACAACUACCGUCAACAUUAUUAUUAGCACAGUGGACUACCUGCUGCGCUUACAGGAAUCUAUAAGUGAUUUCUACUGGUAUUAUUCUGGAAAAGACGUCAUGGAUGAGCACGGACAGCUUAAUUUCUCCAAAGCUUUGGAAGUGGCUAAACAGAUCUUCAACUCACUCACUGAGUACAUUCAGGGGCCUUGUAUUGGGAAUCAACAAAGUCUGGCUCAUAGCAGGUUGUGGGAUGCUGUGGUUGGAUUUUUGCAUGUCUUUGCUAACAUGCAAAUGAAAUUAUCACAGGAUUCUAGCCAGAUUGAGCUACUAAAGGAAUUGCUAGAUUUGCAGAAGGAUAUGGUGGUCAUGAUGUUAUCUCUUUUGGAGGGUAAUGUGGUGAAUGGUACAAUUGGUAAGCAGAUGGUUGACACAUUAGUGGAAUCCUCAAGCAAUGUGGAAAUGAUCCUCAAGUUCUUUGACAUGUUCCUGAAAUUGAAGGAUCUUACUACCUCUGACAACUUUAAAGAAUAUGAUCCUGAAGGGAAAGGAAUUAUUUCUAAGAAGGAGUUCCAGAAGUCUAUGGAGAGUCAAAAGCAAUACACACAGUCGGAGAUUGAGUUUCUUCUUUCUUGUGCUGAGGCCGAUGAAAAUGACAUGUUCAACUAUGUGGAAUUUGUUGAACGCUUCCAUGAGCCUGCUAAGGAUAUUGGCUUCAAUAUGGCUGUACUGCUAACCAACCUGUCUGAGCACAUGCCACAUGACUCACGUCUAGCUACCUUCCUAGACCUAGCUGAGAGUGUGCUCAGUUAUUUUGAGCCGUACUUGGGCCGCAUCGAGAUCAUGGGUGGUGCCAAGCGAAUUGAACGAGUCUACUUUGAGAUUAGCGAAUCCAGCAGAGAACAGUGGGAGAAGCCUCAGGUGAAGGAGUCCAAACGGCAGUUUAUCUUCGAUGUGGUCAACGAGGGAGGUGAGAGUGAGAAAAUGGAGCUAUUUGUGAACUUUUGCGAGGACACAAUCUUUGAGAUGCAGCUGGCUUCCCAGAUAUCCGAACCAGACACAGCAGAACGACCUGAAGAAGAAGACGAAGAGGAGCUCCAGAGUCUGUUAGAGGAACUGGCCGAGGGAGAAGAUGGCUCCCAUGAGUCAGCUUCGGCCUUCACUGUUGCCUGCACCUCUGUUAAGAAGAAAAUGUCCAAUUGCCGCCAAAUGCUAACCUUCAAGAACAUGCGUAAACAAUUUAAGAAGUUAAAGAAGCUGACCAUCAAAGAAAUAAUCAUAGGGUUCUUCUCCUUAUUCUGGAUGCUCUUCACUGGGUUCUUCAAAAGCAUUUUCAGUUUAAUCUUUGGAUUCUUCCAUAUCAUAUGGUCAUCUAUGUUUGGUGGCGGGCUUGUUGAGGGGGCUAAAAACAUGAAGGUAACAGAUAUCUUGGGCAACAUGCCUGAUCCCACACAGUUUGGAAUCCAUGGCGAUGUGAUGGAACCAGAAAAAGCUGAGAGUGGUGAUUUAGUUGUGUCUAUGGAAAUGGUUCAAAUGACUGCUGCAGGGGAAAAACUGGAGCCUGAUGCCAUCAUAGAUCUCAUAAGUCCACCCACAAAAAGAGAGGGAAAGCAUGGAUCUGAGCCUGGAUUGGGAGAUGUCUCAGAGAUUAAGACAGAAGCCAGUCCUCCCAUCGAAAAAAAGAAAAGUCAGAAAGUGGCUACAGAGGAGUCAGAACCUGAGAAAGCAGACACAGAAAAUCGUGAAAAGGAGGAUAUGGCCAAAGAGGAAAAGCCUGAAGAGCCUGUAGCAGAGGAGAAGCCAGCUCCAAGAAAACAGCAUGGCGCUCCAAAGGAGCAGCCUCCAGCAUUAAUGGCCAGUGUCUUUGCUGGUCUAGAAGUCUAUAAGACAAAGAUGCUGAACUACUUGGCUCGAAAUUUCUACAACCUUCGUUUGCUUGCAUUGUUUGUGGCAUUUGCAAUCAACUUCAUCCUACUCUUCUACAAGGUGACUGGUGAAGCUGAUGAUGAAGAAGAGGAAGGGCUUUGGGGUGGAGAUGAUGAUGAUGAUGAUGAUGAAGGUGGAAUGGAGUUCUAUGUACUCCAGGAGAACACUGGCUAUAUGGCACCCACUCUGACUUUCUUGGCUAUACUACAUACCAUAAUUUCCCUCCUAUGUGUGGUGGGAUAUUACUGCCUCAAGGUUCCUUUAGUGGUGUUCAAGCGAGAGAAAGAGAUUGCAAGGAAACUUGAAUUUGAUGGCUUAUAUAUCACUGAACAGCCUUCUGAGGACGACAUCAAAGGACAGUGGGACCGUUUGGUUAUUGCUACUCCAUCAUUUCCUAAUAAUUAUUGGGACAAAUUUGUCAAGAGGAAGGUCAUCAAUAAAUAUGGGGAUUUGUAUGGUGCAGAGCGCAUUGCUGAGCUCCUUGGACUGGAUAAGAGUGCACUUGACUUCGACCCCACUGAGGAAGCUGUGGUAAAGGAAGCCUCUUUGGUGUCCUGGUUGAGCUCUAUUGACACCAAGUACUACAUCUGGAAAAUGGGAGUUGUCCUGACUGACAAUUCUUUCCUCUACCUGAUCUGGUACACCACCAUGUCUAUACUGGGACAUUACAAUAACUUCUUCUUUGCUGCUCACUUGUUGGAUAUUGCUAUGGGCUUCAAGACGCUGAGAACCAUCUUGUCCUCUGUAACUCAUAAUGGCAAGCAGCUGGUGUUGACUGUGGGUCUGCUAGCAGUUGUUGUCUAUUUAUACACUGUGGUGGCUUUCAACUUCUUCCGCAAGUUCUACAACAAGAGUGAGAAUGAGGAUGAGCCUGACAUGAAGUGUGACGAUAUGAUGACUUGCUACCUAUUCCACAUGUAUGUGGGUGUUAGAGCUGGUGGGGGCAUUGGUGAUGAGAUUGAGGACCCAGCUGGGGACCCUUACGAGAUUUACCGCAUUCUCUUCGACAUCACUUUCUUCUUCUUUGUCAUCGUCAUCCUGCUGGCAAUCAUUCAGGGUUUAAUCAUUGAUGCCUUUGGGGAGUUGAGAGACCAACAGGAGCAAGUGAAGGAGGACAUGGAGACAAAAUGUUUCAUCUGUGGGAUUGGGAAUGACUACUUUGACACCACACCCCAUGGUUUUGAGACCCAUACCUUACAAGAGCACAACCUAGCCAACUAUCUAUUCUUCCUGAUGUAUCUCAUUAACAAAGAUGAGACUGAACAUACAGGCCAGGAGUCAUAUGUGUGGAAGAUGUAUCAAGAAAGGUGCUGGGACUUCUUCCCUGCUGGAGACUGCUUCCGCAAGCAAUAUGAGGACCAGCUGGGCUAGGGGGAGCUUUGGUACCCUCUGUCUGAACUUGAAUGAGACUACAAUCUCCAAGUUAAAUAAGAACCUGAAACUAGCGCUGAUUCACAUGCUGCUGACAAGUCCUCCCAAUUAUUUAAAAGUACUGCUUCUGUAACAAGAGAUUACACAACAAGAGACCAAGAACUUCAAAAUGUGAAUGCAAAAUAAUGAGGGGAAAAAAAUGUAAAGAAAAAAAGGAAACAAGAAAAACAGAAACGCAACAAUGCACAAACAAUGCCAAAUUCCAACAUGCCAAAACAUUAUGUAUGAUCUUUUAAAGAACGCAGUGGAUGUUUUGAUGCUCUAUUGCCUUUUUAUCUGCUGGAACUUACACACAUUGCACAGUGGGCUGUGUGAACACACAUCAACAUGGCACUUCAUCCAAAAUAUUGACAAUAAUUAAACCUGGCUCAUAAUGACUGGAAGCUGGGUAGGACCGGUCAGCAUAAUCAUUAACAGCAAGGUUAGUAUUUUUGAGUGAAGUAUUGUUUCAAACUUGAGUUAGACAUGCUGAGUGAAUGUCUGAAAAAGAUGCACAAAAUUAUUUACGUAGUAUUCAAUGAGUGCUAAAGAUUUAAGCUCAUCUUAUAACAAAAUUAUGCAGGACAUGCAGUUUAUUUUAAUAUGGAAAACUAUCAGAAUGAAGAGCAGUUACUGCAGAAUAUGGAUCCUUGAUUACAUUAUUUAGUUUAGGAAGAGUCAGAGUGCCUUAUGACAAGAACUAUGCAAAUAAUUUUGUCCCUCCUCAUGUGUAGCAAAUCUAUACUUUAGAAGGACUCAAACAGGCAAUCUUACCUAGGUUAGUUUUGUGGCUUUUGUUCAAGUUGUUUUGAGUGUGAAGUACAUCUGCUGUUUUCUUUGGUUCUUUUUAAUUCAAAACAUGCUUGGCCAUUACAGCUCCCAUGGUGUUAUAGGAAAUCAAUAGGAGAAUCCAAAGUUAAAGUAAAAAAUUUGUUGAAUAUGUAUGUAUGUAGAAGCUUUGCUGAACUGUAUUUAUUUGGGGAGGGGGAAAAAGACAAUAAAGUAAUCAAUGCAAUAAA
Molecule: messenger RNA, 15984 nt
Organism: Electrophorus electricus (electric eel)
Lineage: Eukaryota; Metazoa; Chordata; Actinopteri; Gymnotiformes; Gymnotidae
Gene: ryr3
Product: ryanodine receptor 3
Biological process (GO): release of sequestered calcium ion into cytosol by sarcoplasmic reticulum; intracellular calcium ion homeostasis; striated muscle contraction
Cellular component (GO): Z disc; sarcolemma; calcium channel complex
Molecular function (GO): ryanodine-sensitive calcium-release channel activity; protein binding; calcium ion binding
Source: RefSeq, a predicted model, not a curated record